GUUGUGAAGCAAUAGUGAGGUUCAGAAAUGCAAGCCGUCUAUGAAGAUAUAAGUUUUGAUCUCUGCAAAAUUGACAAUAGUGAAAACUAUAACUCUCCAACAGACAUUUAUGUAAAUACAGAAGACUGUCACGCAGAGCUGAAAACUUCAGGUAUGUUUGUUUGAUGAUUAAAUACUGAUACUGAGAACUAGUGAGGUUAGUGAAUGACAACAACAAAACAAUUCAGACUAGUGUUAUGUCACACAUAACAAUAGUAACCAGGAAACGAGUAACCAGGAUAUCGGAUUCAAAGUUUUUAUAUAAAUAUUAUAUAUAAAUAUUUAUAAUGGGACAAAUCUAAUGUAACCUAUUAAAAAUAUCUAAUCUAAUAUUUAUCUAUAUUUUAUCAAACUAAUAAUGUAAAAAGCAACAGAAAUCGUUUUAUUUCACAGUGGGUCUCGAUAUGACUCUGGAACAAAGAUGUAUGAAAUAACAACUCUUUUCUCUCAUAUCUCUGACCGCACUGAGCUGAAAGACAAGAAGAAACCAGGAAAGAUCUUCAGAUCUGCUUUUGGUCUCCUAAUACUUGGUGUUUUAUUAACACUCUGUGUUGUAGGGAUCCUUUAUCACAAUAAAGUGGUUUCAUAUGAGAUAUUAAGUGAGCAGUAUUGUAAUGUUACUGAAACACUGAUGAUGCAGGAACAUGAAGCCAAGGAGAUAAAAGAACUGUAUGAAGCACUGAAGGUGAAGCAUCAGCAAGUUCAGGAAGAUCUUGCUGCUUGCAGUGCAAAUAAAAACAAUGGACAAUGUGAGAAAGGAUGGAAGUCUCUUGGUUUAAAGUGUUACUACUUCUCGACUGUUAAGAAGAACUGGGCACAGAGUCGAGAUUACUGUGUGGAGAAAGGAGGUCACCUGGUGAUUAUAACCAGUCAAACUGAACAGGAUUUUGUAGUUUCACAAAGUAGAAAAACACACUGGAUUGGCUUGAAUGACUUGGAGACUGAGGGUCAGUGGAUGUGGGUGAACAAAAAGCCUUUAAAGGAGACAUGUGUAACGUUCUGGUAUAGUGAACCUGGGAGAGCAAAUGAGCCUGAUAACUGGAAAGAGGAGGACCCUUCUGGAGAGAACUGUGCUGCUCUGGGUCAUGAUUUCUUUGACACAGAUAAAUGGUUUGAUGCUUCCUGUCUUAAGCAGAAACAAUUUAUCUGCGAAAAAUAAAACACCACUGUUUCACUCCAAUUUGUGUAAAUAGCAGCUUUAACUUUACAUGCAUGUUAACCACUUUUUGGACUAGAGGGAAUCUUUUACAUUAUCUUUAAUAUUUCACCUUUUAAAUGGUCUUGAAUUACAGACCUGCAGGUUAGAAGAUUAGGUGAUAUAAGAGAAUGUAUUUUUCAGGCUUUUCUCUUGCUGUCUUGUAGAAACUUUAGUAUCUGACAGUUUUACUAUUCUGAAUCUAAAUAAGUUUAUUUCUUUGAAUGACACAGACAAUUAGACUGGACAAUUAUAACCAUGAAGAUGUUUUAAUGACUUAUCAGAGGUUCCGCUUCAGAGUUUAAUUAUAUCUUUAAACUAAUCCAGUCACUUUACUUUACUUCUAUGGGACAUUUAUUUGUGGAUUCAAUAAAUACAGUCUAUAGCCAGGAGCAAAUUACCCCUUCUGGACACUUCUGAACGUUUUCGUCCAUUAGGUGGCAUCGUUUCCCCAUUUUUAGACAGGCUUUUUUACAUUGAGUUAAUGCUGCUAGAAAGCCUGAACACACAUCCUCUCUCUCUUUUUCACACACACACACACACACACACACACACACACACACACACACACACACACACACACACACACACACACACACACACACACACACACACCCCCCCCCCCCCCCCCCACACACACACACACAACCAAUUACUCCAUAGAACUCCAUGUAAAAAUCAAUGGCCCACUUUUUUGCUCUUCCCAGCUGUGCAUUGAAAAAAUGUGGUUAUAAUGGCAGUCAAUAAGGGAAAAAAUCCCUGAUAUGGAGACAUACAAUCUAAUGUAACACAAAAACUACCAAUUUAUAAAAGCCAUUGUUGCUAGUAAUCUUUGACAUAUUCAAGACUUAAUAAAAGGUUAAAAAAAAUCAAGUUUAAAAUAAAAUAAUAAGAAAAAAAUAUAAAAAAUAAGUCAUUUUGUGUAUAUUUUAUGCAAAUUUGUGACAUCAGUAAUUAAUUAGUAAAUAAAAAGUAGUUUUUUUUAAAAGAUUUUAAAGAUUUGAUUAGAACUGAGGUUGAUUAACAGAUUUAUGCAAAACGUUUUAAAAAAAUAAUUAAUCUGAUAUAGUUUUAGAUGAAUAUCACAAAAGGGUUUUAGAUGAAUAUCACAAAAGGGUUUUAGAUGAACAUCACAAAAGUGUCCACAAGGGUAAAAAAGAGAAAAGCUGAUCCGCCACGAAGAGGGUCAGUGUCAUAGCUGCAAAAAUGUCACCUUUCGAAGAAAUUCACCAUUCUUACAUUUAAAGUCUAAAUCUAUCAACCUCAUGUACUCUUAAAUGAUGCUGUUUAAAUACCACAGAGCACUAAGCCCACAUUUAGCCUUUGAUUAGCUGCAGACAGCCUUCCCACAAACAAAUUUCCAAACCCCAGGAAUAACCAGACAUUAAACACCAUUAAACUAGGUAUCCCUGAAAGCAAGGUUUUGAUUACUGAUGGCAUUACUGAUGGUGUUCUCACAAGUUGUUUCAAAACCAUGCUGCAAACAUGUCUAUUCUAAAAUUUUCUGAUUUCUAUAUGCUUUGUAUUAUUAUUAUUAUUGUUAUUUUUGUUGUUAUUAUUAUUAGAGUUAAGGAACAUAGUUAUUCAAAAUAUGUAAAUUAAUUAUUUUACUUU
Tachysurus fulvidraco (yellow catfish) is the source of this 2848-nucleotide messenger RNA. Its product is annotated as C-type lectin domain family 6 member A-like. The coding region runs from base 461 to 1198 and encodes 245 amino acids. NCBI's taxonomy places the organism in Eukaryota, Metazoa, Chordata, Actinopteri, Siluriformes, Bagridae. The record is from RefSeq and is a predicted model, not a curated record. The transcript is spliced from 7 exons.